AUGGCUUCAAAAGUAGGGUACCCUCUUAUCCUUUCUUCUGCUUUUCUUCGAGAGUACAAGCUGGUUGUUGUCGGUGGUGGUGGUGUUGGAAAGUCAUGCUUGACCAUUCAAUUGAUCCAGAGCCACUUCGUGGAUGAAUAUGACCCAACAAUUGAAGAUUCAUACCGCAAGCAGUGUCACAUCGACGAUGAGGUCGCUCUGCUGGACGUCCUAGAUACCGCCGGACAAGAAGAAUACUCCGCCAUGCGCGAACAAUACAUGCGCACGGGUGAAGGCUUCCUCCUAGUCUACUCCAUCACAUCGCGUCAGUCUUUCGAAGAAAUCAUGACCUUUCAACAACAAAUCCUCCGUGUGAAGGACAAAGACUAUUUCCCUAUCAUCGUCGUUGGCAACAAGUGCGAUCUCGAGAAGGAGCGAGUGGUCACGGAACAAGAGGGCGAGAAUCUGGCACGGCAAUUCGGCUGCAAGUUCAUCGAAACAUCCGCAAAGUCCCGCAUCAACGUCGAAAACGCAUUUUACGACCUUGUCCGCGAGAUCCGCCGGUACAACAAGGAGAUGUCCAACCCCUCCGGCUCCGGUGGAUUCGGCGCUCGCGCUCCUGAUAACAAGAUGGAUGUCAGUGAGCCUGGCGAGAGCGCCGGCUGCUGCGGGAAAUGUAUUGUUAUGUAA
Aspergillus mulundensis is the source of this 669-nucleotide messenger RNA. RefSeq names its product Ras family protein. Gene Ontology annotation, biological process: signal transduction. Gene Ontology annotation, molecular function: GDP binding; GTPase activity; GTP binding. Bases 1 to 669 code for a protein of 222 amino acids. Gene Ontology annotation, cellular component: plasma membrane. The record is from RefSeq and is a predicted model, not a curated record. The transcript has 4 exons. NCBI's taxonomy places the organism in Eukaryota, Fungi, Ascomycota, Eurotiomycetes, Eurotiales, Aspergillaceae.